ACUUGAGACAAGCAAUAGUUAAUCCCAUUUGUAUUUAAUGUUUCAGUGUCUCUUUUUCAAAUGGAAAGUGAAGGAAGUCUACUAUAAAUUGGCUCCUAAUUGGUGAAAGUAUACAUGGCAACUCAAACUCACCAUAUUGUUGAUAAGAAUUGAAAGAGCAAAGUAAAUAACAAGCCAAACCUGUAUUGUGUAAAGUUUAAGUAAAAAAGAAGAUAAAAAUAAAAAACCAAAAACAAACACAUGUUCAACAACCUAAUUAGGCGCCUACUGAUUGACAUCAAUCUUUAAUUUGAUUCCCUAAAUUUUGCCCCCUCGUUUUAUGUAAUUGUUGGUAAAAUAGCACAAUAAGCACUAAUGUGAAUAUUUUCACUCUUUAUGGCCUACUUUCCUUAUUUCUGACAUAAAUGUGGCUUAAGAGGGUAAUGUCUGGGACAGUGUUAGAUACUAUGUGUUCGAAAUUACUUGUUUAUUAACUUGGGGAAGAUCAUGUAUCGUAUUCAGAUAAGUAACCUUGCCUGUUUUAGAAAUAAACAAAAAUAUUGUCCUGCUAGAGUUACUGUAGUUAAUGAGUUCCCCAGAUUCAUUACCAUGGCACAUGUACAGAAAACCCCAGAGCAAGAUGUAUAAAAGGGGAGUCAGUCUUCCUGAACUGUAAAUAUGAAACCAGGUUGAACAAAGUGGAGAAAACCAUUGACCUCAUUCUCUGCUAAGGUGAUUGUGUGCAAAGAAAGACAAAAGGCAAGCCGCAAAGAGAAGAAAUCAAAAACAUCUGCUAUGAACUCCCUGAAUUCCACCCUCUCUCUAAAUACAACUUUUGUGCGUCCCCCGUUUUUUUUCAUCAGUGGUUUGAAUAACAUGCCCCAUGCCAAAUACUACUAUGUUUUCCUGUGCUUUGUUUUUGUGGUCACUGUGUUGGGGAACUCCUUUGUCAUGUUCAGUAUAUACAUAGAGCGCAGUUUUCACACCCCAAAGUAUAUGGCCGUGUUUAAUUUGGUUGUAGCUGACUUAGGUGAAAGCACUGCUUUUAUUCCAAAUUUUAUUGCAAUGUUCCUUUUCGAUUCACAAUACACCUCCUUUGACGCUUGCUUGGCCAACAUGUUUUUUGUGUUUUUCUUUGCCAGUUUGCAGUCUUUCACUCUUACCGUUUUGGCCUACGAUAGAUUGGUGGCAAUAUGCUUGCCACUGAGAUACCACGCCAUCAUCACAAUGCAAGCGAUGGCAGUGAUAUUAACAGUGGUGUGGGCAUAUGAUUCAGUCUUACUGAUUCUAAUGGUGUCUUUGAUUACCAGGUUGUCCUUUUGUAAAUCCAUUGUGGUAAAAAGCCACUUCUGUGAUCAUGGACCCAUAUACAAUUUGGCCUGCAAUGACAAUUAUAUCAAUCAUAUGCUGACAAUUAUUAACAUAGCAUUAUUACUUUAUGUACCCUUUAUUUUGACUGUACUAUCAUAUGUAUUUAUUGCUGGUGCAGUGUUUAAAAUAGCUUCAUGGGAAGGGAGAUUUAAAGCCAUUAAGACUUGUUCUGCACACCUAAUGCUAGUCGCUAUAUAUUACUUUCCAAUCAUGGGCGUCUACAUUGCUGCACUAACUUUAAAUCUUCCGCCUAACGUCAGGAUCAUGAGUACAUCAUUUGCAAAGGCCAUUACCCCCAUGAUGAACCCAAUCAUUUAUGUGCUGAACACUGAAGAGUUUAAGGAAUUCUUAAAAAAACUUUUCAAAAGAAAAAUAAAUAACCACAAUGGGAAAGAAAAUAUUAAAAUAAAGGAAUGAAUUGAUAUUACAGGAACUCUUAUUAAUGUAUUACAAACCCUGCAAUCUGUGAUU
Messenger RNA from Anguilla anguilla (European eel), 1821 nucleotides. RefSeq names its product olfactory receptor 1F1-like. Gene Ontology annotation, biological process: G protein-coupled receptor signaling pathway. The coding region runs from base 775 to 1767 and encodes 330 amino acids. Gene Ontology annotation, cellular component: membrane. NCBI's taxonomy places the organism in Eukaryota, Metazoa, Chordata, Actinopteri, Anguilliformes, Anguillidae. Gene Ontology annotation, molecular function: G protein-coupled receptor activity; olfactory receptor activity. The record is from RefSeq and is a predicted model, not a curated record. The transcript is spliced from 2 exons.